Molecule: messenger RNA, 1388 nt
Organism: Eucalyptus grandis
Lineage: Eukaryota; Viridiplantae; Streptophyta; Magnoliopsida; Myrtales; Myrtaceae
Product: triacylglycerol lipase SDP1-like
Exons: 2
Coding region: 375-974 (199 amino acids)
Source: RefSeq, a predicted model, not a curated record
CUUGUGCUAUAUGAUGUAAUCUUCUCUGUAUAUAAAGGCACAGGAAUGAUCUGUUUUUUAAAUUCUUGUGGAACUUUGUAGCUUGCUCAAUUAAUUGAGCUGGAGGUGAAACAUAGAUGCAACCAAGUAUUGGAGCUUGGUUUUCCUCUUGGGGGUAUCGCUCAGCUCUUUGCGCAAGAAUGGGAGGGUGAUGUCACUAUUGUUAUGCCUGCCACACUUGCUCAGUACUCAAAGAUCAUCCAAAACCCGUCCCAUAUGGAGCUUCAGAAAGCUGCCAAUCAGGGAGAAGGUGCACUUGGGAGAAGCUCUCCGCCAUCAAAGCAAACUGUGGCAUUGAGCUUGCACUUGAUGAAUGCGUUACGAUCCUCAACCAUAUGCGCAGGCUCAAGAGGAGUGCAAAGAGAGCUGCAGCUGCUUCGCUUGGCCUUGCCGCCACUGCCAAAUUCAGCGGGUCUAGAAGGAUCCCUUCAUGGAACUGCCUUGCUAGAGAGAACUCAACUGGGUCCCUUGAUGAAGAUCUCCUGACAGAUGCCGCUUCCUCAUUACAUCAAGGAGUUGGAGGAUCCUUAGGUAAGAAUUCCCGGCCUUAUCGUGCUGGGCAUGAUGGAAGUGACAGUGAAUCCGAGAGUGUAGAUCAUUCUUGGACAAGAUCUGGUGGACCCUUGAUGAGGAGUAGCUCCGCUAACAAGUUCAUUGACUACAUCCAAAGCUUGGACUUACAAGUUGACCUAAGUAAGAUUGCUAAUUUAAACUCAAAUGUUGUUCAAAUGGGAGGAGAAACACACUCUCAGAGCUCAAGGGUGACAACACCCGAUAGAACUUCAGAAAACACGGAGUUCGAUCUGCGGGACUUGAGCAAUAGAAGCAGCUCAAGCAUCACUGUGUCUGAGGGAGAUCUCUUGCAUGCUGAGAAGGUUCAGGAGGGUAUCGUGUUUAAUGUUGUCAGGAGAGAACCUUCCAAACAGGAGUCAUGAUACUGAGAGUUACAACUAUGAAGUCGCUGAAUGUUUGCAACUUGAUUGUCCAGAAAAGGAGAUGGACGGUAGCUCGGAUUCAGAAUGCGGGGACGGUGGAGAUCACGUGGAAACAGCUUAAGCCGAUAAAAGGAGGGGAGGGAUUCAUAGUGCUAUGGUUCAAAUUGGUUCUGGUAUAGAUAUAGCUGAAAAGGACCAGAGAAUCUCCUGACAGUUUGGUUCCUACUUUGCAUCGCCUUUGUUAUUCAGCAUUCACAGUAGUUAGUGGUUCCAAUGCUUCUCUUACCUUUGACAGGAGAACGGGGAGCUUUACUACAUAUCAGAGCGUUGCAUAGAAUUGUAAUUUAGCUGUGGCUGAGUUUCUAGACCAGGAUACGGCACGGUCUCUGGAAAAGCCCUGGCUUGUAAAUACGU